AUGUCUAGAGUGGACUCUGGUGCAUUUUGCGAAAUAUGUAUAAAAUGUAAAGAAAGGUUACCACAUAAUCAAUGGUGUCAACAAUGUGAGAGUGCAAGCUUUAAAGAAGCUUCUAAAUCAUGGACUAGUGGUAGUCAUGACUUGGAUAAAUUUAUAAAAAAAACGCAAUUGAAGGCUGCCG
This is a messenger RNA of Dentiscutata erythropus, 181 nucleotides long. The record is from the annotation of a GenBank genome assembly. NCBI's taxonomy places the organism in Eukaryota, Fungi, Glomeromycota, Glomeromycetes, Diversisporales, Gigasporaceae.